Echinostoma caproni is the source of this 423-nucleotide messenger RNA. The record is from the annotation of a GenBank genome assembly. Lineage: Eukaryota; Metazoa; Platyhelminthes; Trematoda; Plagiorchiida; Echinostomatidae.
AUGAUGAUGAUGAUGAUGAUGAUUCGUGAUGAUGAUGAUGAGGAUGAUGAUGAUGAUGAGGAUGAUGAUGAUGAUAAUGGUGAUGACGAUGAUGAUGAUGAUGAUGAUGAUGAUGAUGAUGAUGAUGAUGAUGAUGAUGAUGAUGAUUCGGAUGAUGAUGAUGAUGAUGAUGAUGAUUCGGAUGAUGAUGAUGAUGAUGAUGAUGAUGAUGAUGAAGACGAUGAUUCGGAAGACGAUGAUGAUGAUGAUGAUGAUGAUGAUGAUGAGGAUGAUGAUGAUGAUGAUGAUGAUGAUGAUGAUGAUUUGAUGAUGAUGAUGAUGAUGAUGAUUCGGAUGAUGACGAUUGGGAUGAUGAUUCGGAUGACUGAUGAUGAUGAUGAAUCGGAUGAUGAUUCGGAUGAUGAUGAUGAUUCGUAUGAUUAA